AUGCACAUACGUCACACCACGUAGCUAUAUUUUUAUAUUUCUGUCAAUUUUUCUGGGAACUUGAUACAUUUUGUGUAAAAGUGGGAGUCUGUAUCUGUGUAUGUUGGUGUUGGAGAGUAAUCUAACGGUUGCCCCCAGGUUUCACUCCUUUAAGCCUGGCUGCCACAGUGGGUCAUGUUGGCGUGGUGGAGAUCCUGCUGGAUAAAGGAGGGGACAUCGAAGCCCAGUCUGAGAGAACCCAGACUGAGAGAACCAAAAACACACCUCUCUCCCUGGCCUGCUCUGUUGGAAGACAAGAGGUGCUGCUCUUCACUAAACCAGAUUUUCUUUCCUGAACACCACAUCAGUGACUUUUUAACUUUUUGGUAAAACACUAGGGAAAUUCCCCAAAGGUGUUUUGUGGAUUGACUAACCUGUGGUCCAUUCCUUCCAGGUGGUAAAGCUGUUGCUGCUGUGUGGGGCCAACAAGGAGCACUGUAACAUUUCAGACUACACUCCUCUCAGCCUGGCUGCCUCAGGGGGCUGCAUCAGCAUCCUCCUAAAUGCUGGCGCUGAAAUCAACUCC
Molecule: messenger RNA, 565 nt
Organism: Coregonus sp. 'balchen'
Lineage: Eukaryota; Metazoa; Chordata; Actinopteri; Salmoniformes; Salmonidae
Source: the annotation of a GenBank genome assembly